Molecule: messenger RNA, 1338 nt
Organism: Penicillium paradoxum
Lineage: Eukaryota; Fungi; Ascomycota; Eurotiomycetes; Eurotiales; Aspergillaceae
Exons: 1
Coding region: 1-1338 (445 amino acids)
Source: RefSeq, a predicted model, not a curated record
AUGUGGUCCUCGCUACCAUCGCUGCUGGCGCUGCCCAUCCUGGGCCUCAUCUCUAUCCCCCUCAUUCUAUCAGCAUGGGUCACAAUCUCCUUCGCAUUGAUUACACUAGUCCUUAGACUAUCACUAGUCUCUGUCGAACUAGUCUGUGGGCUGUUUAUACAUUUCUUUUCAGUGCCGACAUCACCAACUUCGUCAUUAUUAACCUUCACGGCUUCAGAACCUACAUCCCCAGCUACAGGUAGAUCAAGAAGAAACUCCAGUCAAUCUACACAUUCCCGGAAACCCAAUGACUUCCUCACUGCCUGGACCACUAGCACGCAGGAUGACCCAGCAAACCGUAAGAGAAACUCCUAUGCGCGGAGCAUGAUCGAGGCCCAUCUAUCCACCUCGACACCACAGCACCACCUGCCCAUCAGCGGCGAUGAAAGACGAGACUUCGAAGGCGUAGGCGGCUGGCGCUCAUACCGAUCAUCCAAGACCCGCAGCACAAACACUCAAGCAAGCUCAAUAUCAUCCUCAUCAGCGCGUAGCACGACUGGCGACGUCGAUCAAGACACAGACAUCGACGCAGACGAGCGUGCCUGGCUCUCUCUAAACAACCGCCUGGAACUGCCAUCGCAACUUGUCACGCUAGCCACAAGCGUCCACACUAGUACGCUGAACAGCCCCCAGAAUGAAAGCGACUCGCGCACUGGCCGUAGCAACAUCCACUCGCUGGUAGGCGCCGCAGGCUCACGGCAUAAGCAACAAGACGGCCCAAGACACCACCAGCGCUCGCUCACCACUUCCUUGCUGACAACAUCGGACCGGCACACUGGCACGGGACUUUCCCUGGCGGUGUCGACCAGACCCGACAGCACGACUAUCAAUUCGAGGGAGUACGGUCAGUCCACGUCGUCCACGGCGCGACUCACGUCCCCGUCUAUGACGCCGCAGCCAUACGUGCAGUUAGGUUCGAGCUGGAAUUCCCAGACGCGUGCUGGUCCCCGCGCGUUCCCUGCUAGCGGUACACCAUUUACCAGCACUUACCUCCCCAGUUAUGGGGAUGGCCUUGGGCACAGCUUCGGAAGCAACAGCAGUAGCGGAAGCGUUGCCAAUGGAGGUGGGGGAUACUUUUCGCUCAGACGGCCCGGGUCUUCUGGUAGUCAUAUCCUCUCUGGACGAGUUAGUCCCAGUGCGAGUGGGUGUAAUACACCUGGAGUUGGCUUUUCAACCGAAGAGCGUGAUUCAGGACUGGCGCGCUUGAUGGUACAUUAUCCCACUAGCCCCAGGCACCGGAGACAAAGUAUCUCUGGGCCGAAUUCGAGGGGACUGGCUGCUGGUGAUCGAAGUGGGUGA